Schistosoma curassoni is the source of this 1107-nucleotide messenger RNA. The record is from the annotation of a GenBank genome assembly. NCBI's taxonomy places the organism in Eukaryota, Metazoa, Platyhelminthes, Trematoda, Strigeidida, Schistosomatidae.
AUGGCCUUAAAAUGUUCAGAUAUAAGUAAUCCCUGUCGAGUUUGGCCAAUAUGUAAAGAAUGGGCAAUACGUGUUUGUUGUGAAUUAUUUUGUCAAGGUGAUAGAGAACGUUUUCAAUGGUCAUUACAGCCUAUACAAACAAUGGAUCGCACAAAAUUUAUUUUAGCAAGAAUACAAAUUGGAUUUAUUAGAGAUAUGGUGAAACCAUUAUUAACUGGAUGGCAUGAAUUUUUUCAAAAUAAUCUUACACUGAAAAUUUUACAAAAUUUAGAUGAAAAUUUAAAAAAUUGGCUAACUGAUUUAUCUUCUUCUUCUUCUUCUUCAUCAUCAUCAUCAUCAUCAGGCAUAGCAACUUAUGUUAAUCGUCAUAAUUCAUUAGACAGUCAACUGACAUCAACUAUACCACUUAGUUACAAUAAUAAUCAAUCUAUUUCAACAAUUCAUUAUUUAGAUCAAAUUAAACAAAAAACUAUCAAAUCAGAGAAAUUGGAUCAAAAAAAUAAAAUUGAUUUACAAAAACCUUUUAUAGGAUCAAUUCAUUUAACUAAUUCACCAAUUCAAGAAAUUGAUACAGUGAAUACAUGUGAAUCAUUUGAUUCCAAUAGUAAUAAUAAUAAUUUACAUUCAGGGAAAUCACAUCAAACAAUAUUUAUUACAACACGUGUUAUUCGUCGACAUUCAUUACCGGAAACACAAUUAGCUAUUAGAAAAACAUUUAAUUUUUCAUUAUCAAAUAAAUCAAGUACUGUUGUUCUAUUAAAAAAUGAUACACAGAAUAUGUUAUCAUUUCAUUCAAGAAAUAAUCAUAUUAAUAUACCAAUUAGUAAGAUUAAACCUCAAUCCUCUACCAUUAAAUCAUCAUCAUCAUCAUCAUCUACAUGUACAGUAUCUGCAAAUAUAUUACACAUGUUAUAUGAAGAAUUAAAAAAUAACAAACCAAAUUAUUUAUCAUCGAAAAUUGAUUUAAAAUCAAUUCCAAAUACAAUACGUUGUAAAGAUAAUAAAUUAUUAGAACAAAAAGUGUUAGAUUUAAAUUAUGAUCGUACAGUUUUGCGAUUUUCCGCACUUGCUCAUCGUCGUAGUAGUGCACCAAUUACAGAACAUUAA